This is a messenger RNA of Tarenaya hassleriana, 1260 nucleotides long. RefSeq lists its product as uncharacterized. The transcript has 4 exons. The record is from RefSeq and is a predicted model, not a curated record. NCBI's taxonomy places the organism in Eukaryota, Viridiplantae, Streptophyta, Magnoliopsida, Brassicales, Cleomaceae. The coding region runs from base 44 to 1069 and encodes 341 amino acids. Gene Ontology annotation, biological process: transcription elongation-coupled chromatin remodeling; DNA-templated transcription elongation.
CUAUUGGAAAUUUUUUCCAGCGAGCUUGUGAAAGCAAGCGACGAUGAAGCUUCAGGGGCUUCUUCAAUGGACCCCGAGCAACACAAUUCCGUCGCUUUCCUUCAUAAACUCGGCGAUUAGAAAGACCCAUCUCUCGAUCUCAGCCUCCCUCGCCGAGCAGAACCACCAGCUCACGGCGAGGGAGAGGCGGCGGCUGCGGAACGAGCGGCGGGAGAGCAAAUCGGGGUAUAGUUGGCGCGAGGAAGUCGAAGAACGGCUGAUUAAGAAACCAAAAAAGCGGUACGCUUCAUGGACCGAGGAGCUGAAUUUGGACAAUUUGGCUCUGUUGGGUCCGCAAUGGUGGGUGGUUAGGGUUUCGAGGGUUCGGGGUCAGGAAACCGCUCAGGUUCUGGCUCGAGUCCUCGCUCGGAACUUCCCCGAUAUCGAAUUCACGGUAUAUGCUCCAGCUGUUCAUGUAAAGCGAAUACUGAAGAACGGCACUUUAUCCAUUAAACCGAAGCCCAUAUUCCCGGGUUGUGUUUUCUUUCGAUGUGUUUUGAACAAAGAGAUACACGACUUUGUAAGGGAAUGUGACGGGGUCGGAGGCUUUGUUGGUUCCAAGGUCGGGAACACCAAGAAGCAGAUAAAUAAACCAAGACCUGUAGAUGACAGUGACAUGGAAGCGAUUUUCAAACAAGCAAAAGAAGAACAAGAGAAAGCCGAUAGAGAAUUCGAGGAGCAAGAAGGAUCAAAUCUACUGACACCACGGGAUGAACUCAUGAGGCCUGACUCAGAUCGAAGUGGAACUUUAGAAGAAUCCAUUGAAGAUCCUAAACCGAAACAAAAGCUGAGAAAAGCUUCUACCUCUAAUUCUUCAGCUCUUUCCUCUGGAACGAAGGAUACGAAGGGUAAGAAGCGGCUUUCCACUGGUUGUGCAGUCAAAGUUGUGUCGGGGACAUUUGCUGAAUUUGUUGGCAGUUUGAAGAAAAUGAACCGAAAAACUGGAAAGGCGACAGUGGGAUUUACGUUGUUUGGGAAGGAGACUUUAGUAGAAGUGGACAUCCAUGAAAUUGUUCCUGAGACACUGUGAUCAAUGGUAAGAAGCUUGUUCCUUUUUAUACCCAAUCAAUCAAAAACAUAUUUUGGGUUUACAGAUUUGUUCAUGGUUGGAUAUGGAACAUGUAUGACUUCAUGUCCAUGUUCAACUGGUUUUUAUCCAUUAAACUGACCAACACUCUCAUUUUUUUGGCUGUUUGGAAAAGAACCCGUUUUUUUUUUUAA